AUGGUUUGCCAAAUUUCGUUCCGGAGAUACGAUCUUGAAGAUGGACCCUGCAGCGGUCAGCCCACCGAGGUUGAUUCGAAUGAUAUCAAGGCACUGGUUGAGCAAGGCCGGACGCUAAAGGUGCGAGAGAUUGCGGAGACACUUAAAAUAGGUUAUGGAACCGUACAAAGGCAUUUGCAACAGCUUGGCUACGUGUCCCGCCUCGAUGUUUGGGUGCCGCACAAGCUGACCGAGGAGAACCUGGCCAACCGCAUAUCCAUCUGCAAUUCACUUCUGAAGCGGCACGAAAGCGACCCGUUUCUCAAACGAAUAGUGACUGGCGACGAAAAGUGGAUCAUCUAUGACAACAUAGUGCGCAAGAGAUCGUGGGGAACCGCUGGCGAGCCGCCGAAUGCCACCCCGAAGGCCGGCCUGCAUCCGAAGAAGAUUUUGCUAUCCAUAUGGUGGGAUCAUCGUGGUGUGCUGUUUUACGAGCUGCUUCCUCAGGGAAAAACGAUCGAUUCGAAGAUCUACUGCACGCAGCUAACGAAAUUGAAUCAAGCAUUGCGACAGAAACGUCCAGAACUGAUCAAUCGCAAAGGUGUCAUAUUCCACCAUGACAACGCCAGACCCCACACCGCAAUAAUCACUCAGCAAAAAUUAGUGCAACUUGGCUGGGAUGUUUUGCCUCACCCACCGUAUUCACCAGACCUUGCGCCAUCCGACUAUCACUUGUUCCGGUCCCUGCAAAACUCUCUCAACGGGAAAUCAUUCGCUGAUCAGACAGCUGUGAAAACGUACCUCGACCGGUUUUUCGCCUCUAAGCCCCAGAUCUUCUAUGAGAGCGGAAUAAUGAAAUUAUUGGAAAGAUGGCAAGAAAAAAGUGCAGCUGAAGCCCAUCGAAUGCUUGUCGAAGUUUAUGGUGACACUGCUCCAACUGAUAAAUGUAGGGAAUGGUUUCGGCGUUUCAAGGAUGGAAAUUUCAGCGUUGAAGACAAGCCUCGCUCUGGACAGCCAAAAAAAUUCGAAGACCAAGAAUUAGAGGCAUUACUCGAAGAAGAUCAGAGUCAAACGCAAGAGGAGCUUGCAGAAUCAUUGGGAGUAACUCAACAAGCCGUUUCUGUACGAUUGGGAGCCAUGGGAAUAAUUCAUUUGCGAGAAAAACGGCCGGAGUACGAGCAAAGACAUGAUAAAGUUAUUCUUUUACAUGACAACGCUCGGCCUCAUGUCGCAAAAGGUUAA
Molecule: messenger RNA, 1221 nt
Organism: Trachymyrmex septentrionalis
Lineage: Eukaryota; Metazoa; Arthropoda; Insecta; Hymenoptera; Formicidae
Product: histone-lysine N-methyltransferase SETMAR-like
Exons: 2
Coding region: 1-1221 (406 amino acids)
Molecular function (GO): nucleic acid binding
Source: RefSeq, a predicted model, not a curated record